Molecule: messenger RNA, 908 nt
Organism: Mollisia scopiformis
Lineage: Eukaryota; Fungi; Ascomycota; Leotiomycetes; Helotiales; Mollisiaceae
Exons: 1
Coding region: 197-847 (216 amino acids)
Source: RefSeq, a predicted model, not a curated record
AUAGGUUAUAUGUUUGUAUGAUGUUCUGUUCGAAUAAAUAAUUGCGCUACCCCUUCUGCCCAUUUCCUUUGUUGGUUAAGCAGCACUGGGUCCCAAGAAUGAAGGCGUCAGUGAAGUCACGUAUUUCAAAUACCAGAUGGGCCGCAUCGCGUAAUAAUCUGAUUUGCUGUACUAACUUUUCCUUUCUUUCCUCCUGAUGAGUGCCAAUUUCAAAGCCUGGUCUUCAGGUCGAUCUUUCAAGCACUCCCAUCUCGUGUUCUCUAGAAUCAUGAUUUAUGAUCCAAUCAUCAGUCUGAACAAUCUACCAGUAUCUAUUCGCCUCACUUGUGAUAUUCUGUCGCUUGCUUUUGUGUUGUCAAUAUCUUCUUUAUUGUCAACUCACUGGCCUUGUAAUACAGUCACUCUUCGGCCCGCCCAUAACGAUAUGAAUGAUUUUACGGCGAGGGUGUACACACCGUCCCGCCGAGAGAACGCUCCACGCACUGAUGGCAUCCUGCAGCAAAGCUUUCUCAGUGCCGACAACAAGCGUGCUCGUUCGCCCCCAACACGAACCUCUACGUCGAAUAAUCGUCCUUCACCUAACUCACAGAUGAGAUCUAGCCUUAGUCGUAUACGAGGAAGUAGCUCUACGAAGAGACAACACAAGCAAGAGCACCCUGCGACGUCUGACGACAAGUUGCGCAACAAUAUUCGGUCUUUCAACCACUACUUCCUGGAACUUGCUAGGCUAGAGAGCCUAACUGCCGCUGGCUCAACACAGCUUGCGUUCAAUCGUCAUUAUGUUUUCUUGUUUGAAGAGUGCGCAAAGAGCAAAAGGGCGUUUAUAUCGACACUAGCGCCAAGCUAGUAGGAUGGAUUAUGUUGGUUUUGAGUGAAAUCUGGGGAAGUUCUCAGGGAGUAUGUCUGAA